Molecule: messenger RNA, 1541 nt
Organism: Lactuca sativa (garden lettuce)
Lineage: Eukaryota; Viridiplantae; Streptophyta; Magnoliopsida; Asterales; Asteraceae
Product: phosphoglycolate phosphatase 2
Source: RefSeq, a predicted model, not a curated record
UUCUCUUAAUUUCUUUUUUUUAUUCGAACUCUUCCCAAAUAUACAAGGGGCAGGGCUCCGUUCGCUCCGUUCUCUAAUAUCUGUUUCUACGCCCAAGAAUCGCUCAAAAUAUGCUUUUUCUCUAUGAUCUACGCUGCUGACUAGUCGGUUGGUCUUCGAAAGAGUUGAUUUUGGCCGCUGAAUGCCAUUGUGUAGUUUUUCAUUCUUACUUUCAUGCUUAAUCGGCACACAUGGAGGUGACUUUUAAGGAACCACAAGUAAAAUUAGGUCGUUUUUCACCAUAAUUUUGAGAGCAACUUGAUCUAUCGACGAGUUCUUGUCCGGCCGAUGGAAGGUGGUUAUAUCGAUUUGAUGUUCUGCCUCCUCCGUUGAACAGAGGCCACUGUCACCAACGUUCUAUGGCCCUUCGUCAUCGCCUUCCGGUCGAUGGUACACCUUCUACUCCUCCGGGUAUCCUCCGACAUCGUCUGCUCCUCCGGAAUCCCUCCAACAUCUAUCCUUGUCAUCUCUGAAGGGGUAUUUAAUAUAUAUGAUAAAUGGUUUGGUUGGACAUUAAUAAAUGCAUCUGCAGGAAGAAGGGACAAAAACUAUACACCUUAAAGUAACUACUCUCUUUGAGCAUGAUAAAAAUAUUGGAGCAGUUGUGGUUAGACAUGAUACAAAUGUAAACUAUGAAAAAAUACAGUACGCAACUCUUUGCAUUCAUGAGAAUCCAAGAUGUAUUUUCAUUGCUACUAACAGUGGUAUCAUUAUCAAUAUGACUGAUUUACAAGAAUGGCCAGGUACCAAAUCCACCAUCCAAUCAAAAUUAAAACACGAAACUCCACUAUUCUAAGAAGAAAAAGAAAACUUAUACAACAUUAGAGGGCAUGACAACAAAGUUGGAGAUAUAGUUCUUAGUUUAUGUGUAAAGUCUUGUGUGUGUGUAUAUAUAUAUAUAUAUAUAUAUAUAUAUAUAUAUAUAUAUAUAUAUAUAUAUAUAUAUAUAUAUAUAUAUAUAUAGAGAGAGAGAGAGAGAGAGAGGGGUAGGUUCAAAUGUUUUUCACAUCUAUUGUGUGUUACAAUUCACCAAUUAGAAUUUAGUAUUAAUUAUAUGUAUAUUAAAUGCUAUCCAUAUUUAUAACUCAUUUUUAUGAAAACUAAUUAAAUUCGUCAUUAACGUCAACAAUAAUAUUCUUUCAGAAUAAAUUCAUAUCUAGAAGAAUGAGAGUGUAUUGCAGCAGAAUGAGAGUGUAUUCUAGUAGAAUACACUUCCGUUCUUCAUAUUCCAUACAAUUUUAUUGUAUUUUAAGUGAUUGAGUCUUGAAACAAAGUACGAACUCAUAUAUAAAAACGUAGAUGCAAAUUCAUUCUGAAAGAAUGUUAUUGUUGGCAUUAACGACGGAUUUAAUUAGUUUGUAUAAAAAAAAAUUAUAAUUAUGGAUAUCAUUUAAUAUAUAUAUAAUUAUGGAAAUCAUUUAAUAUCUAUAAUUAUUUAAUUAAAUAAUUAUUUAAUUUACUAAAUUUCUAUUGGUGCAUUUUAGCAUACAAUAAAUAUAAAA